AUGGCACAGAAGACUACUGAAUUCGGCGACUUUGUCGACCAAGUCCUCGUCAACGUCUUCUUCCAGCCCGACGAUGCGCUAUCCCUGAAAACUGUCAAAGAGUCCUUUUCUCCUGACUUUACGGCCAACAUCAAUGGCGCAUCCAUACCAGGCGAUACUUACAAGCAGGCCAUUGCCGACUCCCGCGCCAAGUCUACCUUUAGAGUUGUCAAGACGGAAGAGAUUCUCGCUAGCCACGGUGCGGACAGGGCGAAAGGAGGGUCGGUUGCUCAUUAUACGGAGUUUUUGGUCAUUGAUAAGGAGACGGGUGAGGAGAAGAAGGAGGCUACUGUGACGAUUGUAACGUGUGUUGAGAGGGAUGGAAAGGUGGUUCUGGAGUCGUUGACUGAAGUGUAUCGCAAGUGA
This is a messenger RNA of Trichoderma citrinoviride, 405 nucleotides long. RefSeq lists its product as hypothetical. The record is from RefSeq and is a predicted model, not a curated record. Bases 1 to 405 code for a protein of 134 amino acids. NCBI's taxonomy places the organism in Eukaryota, Fungi, Ascomycota, Sordariomycetes, Hypocreales, Hypocreaceae. The transcript has 2 exons.